This is a messenger RNA of Xyrichtys novacula (pearly razorfish), 3809 nucleotides long. The record is from the annotation of a GenBank genome assembly. NCBI's taxonomy places the organism in Eukaryota, Metazoa, Chordata, Actinopteri, Labriformes, Labridae.
AAGUGGGGCUACGGCAAGCCGUGUGGACCUGAAAGGUUGUGACUCAUCAGUAGCGUUUCCAGUCGGCAGAGAAACCAACACUGCGAUCUGUGAAAACAACUAAUAUACACGUGAGUAUGGAAAUAUUUUUAAUGUGAGUGUAGUUUUAUUUUCCUCCCAGCAUGGUUUGUGUGUUUUACAGGCCGUAGAAUCUCCACACAGCCUGACAUACGGCUUCAAGUUCGCAUUUCUUAUCACAGACUAUCUUUUUCUGAGCAUAUGUCUCCGUUAACAGUUUGUUUUUCCUCAUAGAAAUGACUUCAGUGAACAUCCCAACGCUGAGCAUCUUUAUAAUAUACAUUUACAGGAGUCAGUAAUUGCUCUCGAUCAUUUGUAAUUUCAUUGAACUAUGUAAAAGGCUUGAUUGUUGUGAUGUUUAAAAAGCUUUAGUUUACAAACAUGACAAUGCUAAUUUACCUUCUACAGGAACUACAGUGAACAACUGUAGCAACAGCAGCUUUAAUAAGACAACAAUGGGGGAACUGCUGAAAAAAAAAAAAAACUAUAAGUGAAACGGAUGUGGGCUGACUCAGAGUACUAUGAAACCUGCAUUUAGUAUUCAAUGUGAUGUCCACCACAGCUUUUCAGAGUGCACACUGGUCUCUUACGAGUCUGUCUGUGUGUCUGUUUGUUUGCAGAAUGAGGAGCAGCAGGUGUAGGUUACACUGGGGGGGACUUCUCCUCCUCCUCCUGUCCUGCUGUGUCUCUGUUCUCUCUCAGGCAGAUCCCCAGACGGUUGUUGAAUCUGCAGCUCAUGUAACUGGUCAUGGACAUGGUCGCCUGGACAAAAACAUGGUUCAUGACAAAGAGUGAGUGGCAUCUCUGCAUGUAAAUUGUGUAGGAGACAGUGGUGUAAGUUGAGCCAACCCCCGUUGCUUGAAAAUGGUAAAAGAAAUUGAUCAUGUGACCACCACUUUUUUUGACAUGCUAUAUUAUCAAGACAGUUCUGUUUACACUCAUUCUGUUGGUUUGCAGGGAUGCACAACAUCUUGCAUGUGCAGAUACACUAGUUGGAGACAAAACUAUGAUUGCCUUGAUGUAGUGAUCCCAAAUAUGAAAAAUGUCUCAUCUUACCCCACUCUCCUCUACUUACCCCACUCUCCCUGUGGUUUUUUUGUCUUACAGCCACAUCAUCGAGCAUUUAGAGGGGGUGAUCGACAAACCGGAGAAAGACAUGACCCCCCAGGAGCUCCAGCUGCACUACUUCAAGAUGCACGAUUAUGAUGGAAAUAACCUGCUGGAUGGGCUGGAGUUGGCUACUGCUAUCACGCAUGUACACAAAGAGGUUAGUAUUUGUUGGCAGAUGGUUUAGAUGUGUCUUCUAGGUUUUAACAUCCAUACACAUGAUCAUUUAAACUUAAAAAGUAAAUUAACUAACUUAAAUAUCCACAAAUAUAUCUAAAAAUUAAUGUGGGAUUACUUGUGUAGCAGCCUGGGUGGGUUGUGUAGACUUUGUAUGACUGAUACUAAUGAAUAAUUUGUAUUGUUAGUGAAACACUGGUGUGUUUUGAUUCUGGGUGUUUCUCAGGAGCGAGGAGACAGUUUCCAGCCAAUGAAGGAGGAGGAGCUGAUCGUUCUGAUCGAUGAGGUUCUGAGGGACGACGACAAAAACAACGACGGUUACAUCGAUUACGCAGAGUUCGCCAAAUCCCUGGAGUGAAGCGUCAUCUGAGUGCUUCUUCAUGUUAACAACAACAACAACAGCGAGGGGGAAUCUGCAGGAAGAAAAGUGAACUACAAAACCACUGUCGAAUCAGUUUUUCAGCGAAGGCGAUCAGAGUUAUUGGUAAUUAUAUGUGAAACUUAUUUUUUAGAGUGAUUAAGAAAUCAAGAAAACAACAAGGAGGAUAAAUGACUCUGUUGUGCUCACACUCGCAAUGACUCUUCUGCACCUUCAUUUUCUGCAGAUUCUUUGAAAUUAUCCUUUAAGGGUCAGUUCACACCCAAAAAUCACACAUCCACAUUCUGAUGAACAAGCCGCAAAUUCAGCCAAAGCUGUCUGUAAGAGUUAUGUAAGACAGCCUUUUUUCUUUCCUUAUUUUUUAAAUGAUUUUGAGUGAAUUGGCGCUUCAUAUUUAACACUUUGUAGAGUGUGUACUUUUAGUGGUGCUUCUAGUGGUUUUGUAGCAUCUAAAUAGAAUGUCAUCACUCUGAGUGCUGGAGUCAAACAGAAACACAUUAACACAAACACACGGCUGCUGUGUGGUCCAAAUGAUUCAUUUUCUGUCAUCAAACAUUUUCAUCUCAAAGUUAAGUGCCCUUCAAGAGAUGAAGUCUGAGUUGAUAGAGGAGGGACUGAGGAGGUAAAAAAAAAAAACAACAAGACAGGAAGAGGUGUCAUUUCACUACUUUGUGUCUCUUCCUUGCGUCUUGCUUGAGGACUGUACCAUUGACCACAUAUAGAAACAAACAUGUCUCCACCUGUUCCUGUGGUACAAAACCAGGCCUGACAUGUUAGGUGACAUUUUUGAAGCCAGAGUAUGUGCAGUUGGAGCCUGGCUGGUGGAGUUUGAUGGUUUGACCCUUCCUCCAAACACACAUUUCAUCUAUCGAUUCAAGCAGCAGAGACUCCUCAAGUUUGACAGACCUCUGUAACUGAUCCAUGUGUCGGUUUAAAGAGGCCUCUCACAGAAAAGAAAAUUUUGUUGACUCUUAUGUUCACGUUCGUCAGAUUUCUCUCACGAUUCCUACUUUACUCUGCUUAUCCAGUGCACACCAAACAAAAGAAGCAGCAUUUGUUUACAGAGCUCUUAAUUGUGAUUUUAUUUUAACAUCAAAAAACUGAGGACAAAAUCUCAGAGCAAAAAUAAAAAUUGGAAACAAAUCAGUACGAUAAGAUCAGAUUAUAAAGGCAGAAACCAUGUUUGAGAAAAACUCGUAUGGUUUAAUAGUUUGAUCCAUCUCUCAUAUGUUAACAUGGAGGAGGUGUGGUUUAUGACUAUACUCUGGCCAGGCAGUAGGGGGAGCUCUAAGUCUUCGGCUCUGUGUGGUCAAUCUUUUCUACACUUUGAGCCCAGAAUGUAGAAAUUUUGAUGUAAGUGGUCAUCUUAAAGGAGGUUUGAUCUGCAAACUGAAUCUCAAGAUGAUAAAUCUACUUUGGUCAAAGGUAAUUGGCUAGAAAAAAUUUGUGAUUCAUGAAACUAAAUGUUAUAAUGGGACUGAAAUGUUACAUUUUUUUAGUUAAAAAAAGACAGCUCUGAAGCAGUAGCCUUCCUGCCUCCUCUUCCUCUUGAUUGCUUUUUGUUUGUGUUUGAGGUAUAAGGAAUGAAGACAGAAGGAGAGUGAAGGAGGGAGUGGACAUGAGAGAGGGCCUUGGUGCUGCUCAUGUCAGCUCCUGAGGUUGUGUUCAUAAACAAACAAUGCAGUCACAUCCUCUUCACAUUUAGAUACUUGACAGACGCGAUGGAGUGAAUGUAAGCGGUCUCAGACGGUUAAUUCUCUGUCACUGGAUAAACUCAAAGCACACUGGUUGUCUCCACUGGUUUCCAGUAAAGCACUUGUGAUAAACCAUUGAACAUGUUUGCUUUCGCUGCCUUUAAACCUGACAUGAAUCAAACAUGUCGUCUCUCAGAGAGUUGCUGAAUCCAUCUGUGAUUUUUUUUUUGUUUUGUUUUAUAAAGUUUGAUUUCAUAUAAAUGAACUCUAUAUUUUUGCCAUCCAGUGUUAAUUCUUCAAUCACUUCAGGUUGAUGAAUGAAAGUAUGUCAUAACAUAACAGACACAACUGUGUUGUCUCUGGGAUGUGAAAUAUUAAAGACUGAAACAGAAACA